AUGCGUGCAGUCGAUAACUCCAAUAGCUGUGGGAAAACGGAACCUGGUCAACCAUUUCUCUUUGGCCUGCAUAAUUUGAUUUUCUGUAUUUGGGAACCUGAUAAAUUCUCCGGCUUGUUGUACAAUUCGCUCUAUCAUGUCAUGAAAUAUUCUGGACACUGUGGGCUGCGAACAUCCCAAUUCCUCAGCUAUCCCGCUCUGAAAUCCAGAAAUAUUUUCAUUUUCUGCACAGGUGACUGGGCUGCUCCACGAGUUUCGAAAUCCAUGCCAAGAAAAGGUGCAAUAACUUCCGCAGCACUCAUAACAGUGCCUGUAACGGUAACGAUUAUGUCUAGACUCACAUACUUGUAUCGCUCCUUGGAGAAUGUCUACGUGAUAUCCUUUGCUUGGAAUACGAAACAUAAAAGUCCUCCAUGCAGAAAAGUACCGGGCAUUAUUGCUAUAGCUAAGGACCGUCAUAUUUUCUUACAAACCAGCAGUACAUUACUAGAAAGCCUUGUAAAAACUGGUAUCCUCCGUCCGAAAUAG
Acanthoscelides obtectus is the source of this 528-nucleotide messenger RNA. The record is from the annotation of a GenBank genome assembly. Lineage: Eukaryota; Metazoa; Arthropoda; Insecta; Coleoptera; Chrysomelidae.